AUGGUUUUGUCAAAAUACCUGGACCUCCCCCAGCACGGAGCUGUCCUGGCCGAGUACAUCUGGAUCGAUGCCCAUUUCAACAUCCGAUCCAAGUGCAAGACUCUAGACAAGAAGCCCACUUCCAUCGAAGACCUCCCCGAGUGGAACUUUGACGGCUCCUCCACAGAUCAGGCUCCCGGCCACGACUCGGAUAUCUAUCUCCGACCCGCCGCCAUCUACCCCGAUCCUUUCCGACGAGGCGACAACAUUAUUGUUCUGGCCGAGUGCUGGAACAACGACGGAACCCCCAACAAGUUCAACCACCGACACGAGUGCGCCAAGCUCAUGAGCGCCCACGAGAAGGAGGUCAUCUGGUUCGGAAUCGAGCAGGAGUACACCAUGUUCGACGAGAGCGAUAACCCCGUCGGAUGGCCUAAGGGCGGUUUCCCCGCUCCCCAGGGCCCCUACUACUGUGGUGUCGGAACCGGCAAGGUCUUUGCUCGAGACGUUGUUGAGGCCCACUACCGAGCCUGUCUCUACUCCGGAAUCAACAUCUCCGGUAUCAACGCCGAGGUCAUGCCUUCCCAGUGGGAGUACCAGGUUGGUCCCUGCGAGGGUAUCUCCAUGGCCGAUGAGCUGUGGAUGUCCCGAUACCUGCUGCACCGAGUUGCCGAGGAGUUUGGCAUCAAGAUCUCCUUCCACCCCAAGCCCCUGCAGGGAGACUGGAACGGAGCCGGCUGUCACACCAACGUGUCCACCAAGUCGAUGCGAGAGCCCGGUGGAAUGAAGCACAUUGAGGCUGCCAUCGAGAAGCUUGCUGCCCGACACAAGGAGCACAUUGCCGUCUACGGCGAGGACAACGACAUGCGACUCACCGGCCGACACGAGACCGGCUCCAUCGGCUCUUUCUCUUCCGGAGUUGCCAACCGAGGCUGCUCCAUCCGAAUUCCUCGAUCUGUGGCCAAGGAGGGCUACGGCUACUUUGAGGACCGACGACCCGCCUCCAACAUUGACCCCUACCUUGUUACCGGUAUCAUGACCGAGACCAUCUGUGGCUCCAUUCCUGAUGCCGACAUGGUUGAGGAGACCAAGCGAGGUGAGGAGGAGGGCUUUUAA
Messenger RNA from Yarrowia lipolytica CLIB122, 1095 nucleotides. The record is from RefSeq and is a predicted model, not a curated record. Lineage: Eukaryota; Fungi; Ascomycota; Dipodascomycetes; Dipodascales.